Molecule: messenger RNA, 5143 nt
Organism: Cylicocyclus nassatus
Lineage: Eukaryota; Metazoa; Nematoda; Chromadorea; Rhabditida; Strongylidae
Source: the annotation of a GenBank genome assembly
AUUUUUCAAGGUGGUUCUUAUGGAGAGGCCUUCUUCCAUGCCUGUUGGCAAUUUUGCCACGGCCAUCUUGCUCGUCGGGGCGGCCACUCUUUGUGGUGCCGCAGUCGACUGGGCUUCUAUAGCGACACCACCACGAUUCGUUCAUGAGCCGAACGAAGAAGUAUUGUAUUUUAAAGUUGAGAAAGUUGGAACGGAGCAGACAAAAGCUCCAGAUAACCUUUUCCAAAUUACUAUCAAUUGCAUAGCCGAAGGAAAUCCAGUUCCAUCUUAUCGGUGGACAAAAAAUGGAAAGACGUUUAACGUCAAUAUGUUUUCUGACAAAGUCGUACAGAAGCCAGGUGAAGGCACUCUUGUCUUCUCGAAACUCGAUGAGAGUGAUGCUGGAGUGUACCGAUGUGAAGCCAGUAAUGAUAACGGAACGGCUAUCUCACGGCCGACACGACUGGAACAAACUUGGAUUCGACAUUUUCCCAUAAUCGAGCCUGAAGUGGUGCGAGUCGAAUUGGGUGAUCCAUACUCCCGAAAUUGUACGCCACCUGUAAGCAACCCGACUGCCCGUGUGUAUUGGAUUCUCAAAGGUGACGAAGGGACAGCUGUGACGUUUGAAUCCAUCAACAGCAGCCAUAUAUCCAGCAACGAACAGGGUACAAUUUUCUUUCAUUUUGUGAAAGAAUCCGAUUUGAAGCCGAACCGAUUCUACACUUGCACUGCUGAAAACACCGAACUCAAGGAUUACAAAUUCGGCAGUCAAUUCAGCCUUGAAAUCACUACAAAUCGGCGGAGAAGUCUGGGAAAUGUGCCACCAACGGAGCAGUACGUCAAUCAGAGUUCACCAAUUGCUUUACAAGGACAGCAGCACAAGCUACACUGCUUCUUCUCGGGAUAUCCCGCUCCGAAACCAACAUGGUAUCAUAACGGGCAUGAGAUCAGCGAGGAUACAGCGGAAGGAUUUCGAUUUGAAGCCUACGGAAAGACACUGGUAUUCAACGUGACACAGGACAAAGCGGGCAAGUAUGACUGCCGUUUCCCCGUACAUAAUGAUAUCGACAGGACAUUCAACGUCAUCGUUGAAGCCGCUCCUUAUUGGCCUGAUGGACCGCCGCCCAAUACAAAUACGAGCGAAGGCGAAACGGUCACCUUUGAUUGCACGACAAGCGGAAAACCCGUGCCGAAGGUCACAUUCUACAAGAAUGGCGUUGAGAUGAAAAAACCAAAGGAUGGCGACAAAUGGGUGAUUGAAUCGACAAGAUUGACGAUCUACGAUGUGAAGAAGGGCAUUCAUGGUAAAGGAGACAAUGCCGUGUAUCAGUGUAAAGCUGAGAACAAGCAUGGUUAUGUAUGGACGAACUUCUACCUCAAUCUGCUGGCAUUCAAACCUCAACUGCUCACCGAUGCUGGAGAAGUUGAAGCUGUAGCGGGACAAUCCGUAACACUUGAAUGCAAAUUCUUCGCUAGUCCCAAUGCUGUGAUAACCUGGGCAAGCCCAUUGCUCCAAGGCAUUACUCAUAACGUCAUUCCUGCAAAUCCACAUGGUGUCGGGAAAUUAGUCAUACCAAACGUCACACCCGAUGCUGAAGGAGAGUAUGAAUGCACGGGAACCAAUAAAUAUGGCCAGGCCAAAGGUGCAGCUAAACUUCUGGUUCGAAAGGCUACACGGUUAGAACCGUUCCGUCGUCCUGAAGAAGUUCGAAUAGCCGGAGAAACGAUCAGAUUGCCUUGCGAAGCCAGCCCUGAUGAACGGCUCGAAGUCACGUACGAAUGGCUUGUGAAUGGUCAACCAUUGAAUGAUGUACAUUUGCAAACUGGACACUACAAGGUGGAAGAUGAUCAUUCACUACUUGUCAUCAAUCCAACGCAAUACGACUCGGCCAAGUACAAAUGUGUAGCAAGCACAAAGCUCGAUAAAGUUGAAAAGGAGGUCCAGAUUCAGAUCAAAGAUGUGCCUGUGCCUGUUCACGCUGCCUAUGUUAGCAACUGUGAUGCGGACUCACAAUCAGCUGAGAUCAGUUUCGAGCACAUGGAACCGGCUGACACUGUGUCGCCUGUGAAAGAAUUCUGGGUACAAUAUCAAAUGGACAGUGAAACUGAAGGUACACAAUGGCGAACGCAUCCAGUGCCCGUGCAAGCACAUCCUAAUGACCGAAUCGAAGGCGAUCAACGAAUGGUCAGCGGAAAAGCCACAGUCGCAUUACAACCAUUUGGACAUUACGUCUUCCGGGUUUUGGCUCGAAAUGGAGUUGGUGACAGCUCUCCAACGAGAGUGAAAGAUACCUGCAUCACUCCGCCGAAACAACCAGACAGGAACCCGGCUGGAGUUUGGGCUAAAGGCGCCAGCCCCGAGAACAUGGUUGUACAUUGGCGUCCAAUGCCUAGAGAGGAGUGGAAUGGACAGAACUUCCACUACAAGAUCAAGUACCGACCUGCCGACGGUGGUGGCGGUGACUGGAAAGAAGUGCAAGUCAACGAUCCGUUUGCCGACCGUUACACCAUAACUUUGGACGACGAUAAAGAUGCAAAACCGUUCCAGCCAUAUGAAGUGCAGGUACAAGCUGUAAACGAUGAAGGCACAGCAAACGUUGUUCCUGAGACUGUGGAAGGUCGUACCGGAGAAGGCGUUCCUAGCAGUAUCCCCACCGGAUUCCGUGUUGUCAGCAAAGACGGCACCACAGCUACAUUCGCUUGGAACCCUGUGGAUCCAAGUACAGCGAAUGGAAACUUCACUGGAUACAAGAUUACAUACUGGCACGAUGAAGUUGAAGGCGAAGAAGAAGAGACUAACGAGGUUGAAUCGAGGCUUCGAUUCAGGAGAACGUCAAGAACAAAGCGAGCUGUUGAAAGUAGGAGAAAAACGGUUGUGUUUGGCCCGAAAGCCACAAGUGGAACGAUUACUGAUUUGAAGCCCGAUACGCAAAACUAUGCGACUAUACAGGUGAUAAACGGAGCCCAUGAAGGAGAACCGAGCGAAGUCAUAACAUUCCAUACGGCAGAAGGCGUACCAUCUCCUGUACGAGGUUUACGAGCUUAUCCAAUGAACCCUCGAGAUUCGGACGAGAAAGCUGUUGUGCAUCUCAUAUGGAGGAGACCACGGCGGCCAAAUGGAAAACUUCUCAAAUACGUGGUAGAAUAUUGCCGUACCGAAAACGGGAGAGUUGUAGAAAGAGAUUGCCCAAGACAAGAUGUUGACGCUAGUCGAAACCAGAUUCGCUUAUCUGGGCUGGAAUUCGAAACACCCUACCGAUUCAUUGUGAGAGCGCAGACGAGUGCAGGAGAAGGCGAUCCGAAUAGUGCCGAUGCGCCAACGCUCCCUGAGGUUGUCGCAGCUGGAGUGGAUCCUAGCACGCCAUCGUUCGUGGAAAAUGAAAUUGGUGACGAUUACUUCAACGUCACAUUCAAUCCAUCGAAAUUCGACGAAGAGGAACGCCGCCCUGUCGGAAAUACUUUCCUUGUGCAGUAUCGCGAAGCAGAUACAGAUGAAUGGAAGCAAGUCCCGCAAGAAGGAGACGAUCUGACUGUGCAUGUCGGCGAUCUUAACCCUGGCACGAGGUAUGAAGUCCGCGUCGCAGCAUUGCAAAAAGAUCCAAGUGGUGAAGAAAGAGAAACAUAUUCACCGUCGAGCUACAUCACGACAACAGGAAAAUCCCCGAAAGCAGCUCGAUUAUGGUGGUUACUGCUGAUCCUGUUGAUUCUGCUGCUCCUACUCUGCAUAUGUUGCAUGAUCUGCGUUGCACUCCGACAUCGUGGUCAGAACUAUCCAGUCUCGCAGAAGGAACGCGAACAAGGACGAGAGCCGAUUCUUGCUAAACAGCACUUUGGCGAGUACAAAAACGACGAUGACGAGAAGCGUUCGUUGACGGGCAGUAAAGCGGAAUCCGAAACCGAUAGCAUGGCCGAAUAUGGUGACACCGAUCCAGGCCGGUUCACUGAGGAUGGAAGCUUUAUUGGUCAAUACGUACCCGCAAAAACGUUGAUGCCACCAGAGAAGCCGGAGAAAGGCAGCACGUCGACAUUUGUGUAGAUGCAUCUAUUCCAUAGUCGUGCGCGCGUCCGCUACUAGCGCCCGGUGAUCGCGACGCGCUCCUCUCGCGGGGCGUGUCGUCGCGUGUGUGGUGUCCGUCAUCGACGCGGUUCUGUUCUUCCGCGCUCUCAUCCGUCAUCUCUUUGUUGUAGAAGGGAGCCGGGAAACACACAUCCACACACUAAAUUACACAUUCACAUUCCCCUUUGUGCGAUGUUGAUUGAUAGGCUUGGUGUGUUCGCGUCUGUGCGUUGCAAUGUGCUCGGGUAGGGAGUUGUCUGUCUUUGCGGUUCGGUGUCUGUGUACUGUUCUCGGUUUGAUCUCCGUUCACCGGACCGUACCGGCUAGACCGACAUGGCCCCUCUCUCUUAUAGUUGUUGUUAUUAUCACAUUCUCCUGUAUAUCUCGCAUAUGAUUUGGAUUUUAUUCAGUUAUUUUUUAUAUUGCACUAAUAUCUUGAUUUUUGAGCUAAUGAGAUCAAGUCAUACUGUGUCCGAUUAUCGGUUUGCCUUUACACAUUGUCGCUCUCUAAUUCUUUCUAUAUGAAUCGAUUACUCGCCCCACAUCAACCAGUGUUCCUUUGCUGUUCUACUAGUUUGUUUCACGUAGUGAAGUGAAGACAGAGAGGCUGCACUUGCGCGCGACUGUAGGCGUUUGCCCGAGGAUUUUCCCCCUCAAACCCACUGCCAUCACAGUCGAUCUCUUAGUAUCCGUUCGUCCUAAAGCUGUCUCCACAAUGCACUGCCUCUCUCUCAGCUUUCACGUUGUAUAUCACUGCUCAGAAGGUGUUGUGCAAGCGGCCAACACCUCAUCGCCUCCUCUCUUCUCCAUCAUCCGUAGGCCAGCAGCUCUCUUGUUUUAUGUAGGUAGGCCCCAUGGGGUGUUAGUUGCCCCAUAGUUUUAGUCCCCGGUACUGUUUUUUUCUUAUUGGGACUAGCCGUCUUUCUUCGCAGCCUCUCCGAUACAAACUCUGCCACAUGUUUUGUUUUACAUCAUCUGAUGACUUCUGCUAGGCGUUACCCAAUCAUAAACACUCCCCUUUUCAUUGAGCUUCUAUAUCUUUAUUGCUGUUUGGCUGACCCCAUGUAUUGUUGCAUAAAAUGGCAUAAUGAAGAUUAUUUCGUCUAG